Molecule: messenger RNA, 1608 nt
Organism: Castor canadensis (American beaver)
Lineage: Eukaryota; Metazoa; Chordata; Mammalia; Rodentia; Castoridae
Gene: Unc5cl
Product: unc-5 family C-terminal like
Biological process (GO): positive regulation of JNK cascade; positive regulation of canonical NF-kappaB signal transduction; netrin-activated signaling pathway
Cellular component (GO): membrane
Molecular function (GO): netrin receptor activity; protein binding
Source: RefSeq, a predicted model, not a curated record
UUGACUGGCACUUGGGUGCAGAAGAGUCAGCCACAUCGAGUGACCAAGCGGAUGUGCCCCCAGGAGAGUUCCAUCCAACCCUCCCAGUUCCUCCUGCUGGUGGGGGUCCCAGUGGCAAGUGCCCUCCUUCUGGUUCAGUGCCUUCGGUGGCACUGUUCUUGGUGGCUACCAGGAGCCUUCUGGAAGUCAGAUGGCCAAGAGGACCCAGUGUCCCAGUCCACCCCACUACCAGAAUACGAGGCUCCAAGGCAGUUCCCACCAGUCACAUUGUCAGAGGUGGCUGCCUUCUACCAGGAACUGCACACGCCCACCCAGGGCCAGACUGUCACCCGCCAGUUGAUGCACAAGCUGCUGGUGUUUUCUGCUCGAGAGGUGGAUCACCGUGGUGGUUGCCUGAUCCUCCAGGACACAGGCAUUUCCCUCCUCAUCCCUCCAGGUGCUGUGGCUGUGGGUCGCCAGGAGCGAGUAUCAUUGAUCCUGGUGUGGGACCUGACAGAUGCUCCAACCCUGUCCCGAGCCCAGGGGCUGGUGAGCCCUGUGGUGGCGUGUGGUCCCCAUGGGGCCUCCUUCCUGAAGCCAUGCACACUCACAUUCAAGCACUGUGCCCAACAGCCCAGCCAUGCCUGCACCUACAGCAGCAACACAGCCCUGCUGGAUGCCAAGGCCUGGAGGCCCCUGGGCCGGCCGGGUGCCCAUACCUCCCGGGACGAGUGUCGUAUCUUGCUCUCCCACUUCAGCCUCUACACCUGUGUUCUGGAGGCACCUGUGGGCCAGGCUGCCCGCAAAUGGCUGCAGCUGGCUGUGUUCUGCUCCCCAUUGGCACCGGGGCAGACACACCUGCAGCUGCGAGUCUACUUCUUGAACAACACACCCUGUGCCCUGCAGUGGGCCAUGACCAAUGAGCAGCCCCAUGGUGGGCGCCUACGUGGGCCCUGCCAGCUCUUCGACUUCACUGGGGCCAGAGGUGACCAGUGCCUGAAGCUCAAGUACAUCUCUGAGGGUUGGGAGAAUGUGGAUGACAGUAGUUGCCAACUGGUUCCCCAUCUCCACAUCUGGCAUGGAAAGUGCCCCUUCCGCUCCUUCUGCUUCCGGAGAAAAGCAGCCAAUGAUAAUGAGGACUGCUCAGCGGUAACCAAUGAGAUCAUUGUCACCAUGCACACCUUCCAGGAUGGCUUGGAAACCAAGUAUAUGGAAAUCCUCAGAUUCCAGGCAUCAGAGGAGGAGUCCUGGGCAGUGCCACCCCCUGUCACCCAGCCACCGCCUUGCAAUAGGCUGCCCCCAGAGCUCUUUGAGCAGCUACAGAUGUUGUUGGAGCCAAACAGCAUCACAGGAAAUGACUGGCGACGACUGGCCUCCCACCUGGGGCUCUGUGGCAUGAAAAUACGGUUCCUGUCCUGCCAGCGCAGCCCCGCGGCAGCUAUCCUGGAGCUGUUCGAGGAGCAGAACGGCAGUCUGCAGGAGCUGUACGACCUCAUGAUCACCAUGGAGCGGCUGGACUGCGCCUCCGUCAUCCAGAGCUACCUGAGUGAGCCACCCGGUGGCAGCCCGGCCCGGGCCCGCGGCGGCGCCCAGGAGAACCAGGCCCUGGAGCUGAACGAGAAGCUGUGA